Pyrus x bretschneideri (Chinese white pear) is the source of this 719-nucleotide messenger RNA. RefSeq names its product protein NUCLEAR FUSION DEFECTIVE 6, mitochondrial. The transcript has 5 exons. Lineage: Eukaryota; Viridiplantae; Streptophyta; Magnoliopsida; Rosales; Rosaceae. Bases 23 to 322 code for a protein of 99 amino acids. The record is from RefSeq and is a predicted model, not a curated record. Gene Ontology annotation, cellular component: mitochondrion.
AACCAUCAACCAGCCCACAAUCAUGUCGUCCUUCGCCGCCGCCAGGUCCGUCCUCCGCUCCUCUGCGGCUCGAACCACCGUGGCCUCGAGGCUUGCCUCCGCCCCCAGACCCAAACCAGCCUCCUCACCAUUUCGCGUCCCCAAACCAACCCAAAGCCUCUCGGCUCCUCGCAUUUUCAGGUCGCCUGUGGAGUUGAGCUGCUGCGUGGAGACGAUGCUUCCGUACCACACAGCCACAGCCUCUGCAUUGCUCACUUCGAUGCUCUCCGUCUCUCAGCGCUCCUACGGUUGGACCCCCGAAGAUUGCAAUGAUGAUGUAUGAUGAAUAUCAGAGGGUUCGAGCAAAGUUUUAUGUACUUGCGCUCUAUGACAAGUCUUUUAUCUAUUUGUAGUGUGAUGAUGGUGAUGAAAAAUGACGACGAUGAUAGUGUUUCCCAAUUAAAUAGAUGGAUGAUUGUUAUCUGUUGGGAUGCAGUGCAUCGGUCGUAGUUUUCAUGGAUUUCAAUGGACUUUGUAGGACUUGCUUGAGACUUGAGGCAUGCUUCAUCCUAGUUUAAUCCACAGAAUCAUACUUGUUCUGCAAUCAUUCACGAAGUAGAUGCCAUGAUGUUGAUUUACGUUGUCUUUAUAAUUAAAUUUUCGAUCUCUGAAUCCCGAUGAUAUGACGAGGUUGAGGUCAAACAUUUUGAUGCAAUUUCCAAUCUCCGGUCUUCUUGAUA